UACGUUUUGUUCUUUGUCCUAUCCUCUCUCUCACCUUCUCCUUCCUUCUUCUUCUUUCUUCUUCGUCUCUUUUUAUAAUACGAUCAAAUAUCUCCUCUCUUCCUUUUCUCUCUACAUCUAUUAUACACAGCAACUUUACUUCCGUGUUUUAGUCUCCCUCCCUCUGUAUAAUCCGAUUUGGAGAAUUCUUUUAGGCAAAGCUGCUUCUAUGCCAUAUUGUAGAGAAAAUGGGAGAGUCUAAGGGGUAUGGGAAAGGAGGACGAGUGAUUCCAAAUGCUAAGUCUGCAAAUUCUUACAACGUUUCUCUUCAGCUGUCUCCAGUUGUUUCUUUUUGGGAUUGUAUUGUUCGCACCAUGAGGUAUUCCUAUAUACCCGAGUGGGUGUAGUACUAGUUCUCGACAUCCUUCCACCACAAGCAGCGACGUUUUAGUUCAGUUAUUUUUAGUUUUUUAAGAGUUAAUAGAUAAUAUAUACAUAAAGAGUAAGCAAGUAUGGAUCAUGCGGUGUGCAAGCCAGUAGCUAGGAAAGGGAAGAACAAGAAACAUAAUGGUAAAGAGGAAUUCGAUCGCGUCAAACAAGCUGAGAAGAAAAAGAGACGUCUCGAGAAAGCUCUUGCUACCUCUGCAGCCAUUCGAGCUCAGCUGGAGAAGAAGAAGCAGAAGAAACUUGAAGAACAGGAGAGGUUAGAUGAAGAAGGAGCUGCAAUUGCUGAAGCUGUUGCGCUGCACGUCCUACUGGGCGAAGAUUCUGAUGAUUCAUCUCCGGUCAUGCGUGGCCAAGAAAAGGGUUUCAAGAUGGAUCUGUUUAGAGGUGAAAACUAUGUUCCUCGCCAGAGCUGCGCUAGCUAUUCGGUUCAAGGGAUUGGGUUUGUGUCAAACGGUUAUGGACUAGGAGACAGUAACUGGUCACCAUUCAUGAGGGAGUCUUGUGAUAAUAACAACAACAUGGGAAUAUCAGCUGAUUUGAUUGCGGCUCAGGCUGUCUCAUCGUUAAGGAUAUCUGAAAACACUGACAGGAAUGCCUUUGUGCUUAAGGGGAUGUUCCCGGGAUGAAAAAAAAAUGCCAUGAUUCUAGAUUUGAUUUGCUAAAUUCAGCUUUUAUGGUAUAAGUACGAAUAAAUGCUUGUUGAUUUCGGUGUGAGAUUUGCUGUAUUGUUUUUUUUUUUUUUGUCAUUAAACGCUAGAUUUAGACUCUGUUUUCUUUCCUUCCCUGCAAUAUUAUGGACGCAUUGCGAGUUGUAAUCAUUAUACAUGUUGAAAUCUCUUCUUCAUAUCUGUGUUUGCAGAUAUAUCCUUAAUGAAAACUUUGAACGAUA
Molecule: messenger RNA, 1315 nt
Organism: Eruca vesicaria subsp. sativa (arugula)
Lineage: Eukaryota; Viridiplantae; Streptophyta; Magnoliopsida; Brassicales; Brassicaceae
Source: the annotation of a GenBank genome assembly